CGUACUCGUACAGGAGGAAGCUAUCCAAGUUAUCACUCGCGGAAGCGGGACUCGGAUUGCAGUGUUGCAGAAUCAGGAGGAGAAAAUUAGGGCUAAGAGGGGCCAUAAAAUAUACCCCCCCCCCUGUACUGUACGCCUUCCCCCGUCAAGUCUUAGCAUCCACCCACACCUUCAACAUUCGGCUUCCUCCAACUUCUCAACCCCCCUCCUAAUCGCCUCGGACCCUCUGCUGGUCAGACUCCCGUUUGAUUUGAUCGAUCGAUCAGCGUUGAUAGGCCUCGUCUUGCUCCGAACAAAGACUAGCCCAACAAUUUCUGCAUCACAUCCAGCACCUGUCUUUGCGGGCAUAGACCCCCCUUUCCCUUGUCCUUUGCCCCCCCCCCGGUGGAUGCUUCCUAGCUGAAAUUCCGCCUGAAGGAGACACGACCCGAGAGAGAAAGGUUGAAAAGAAGAAAAGAAAAAAAAGGAAGGAAGAAGGGCCUUCCAAUUGAUUGAGACAACUUACAGUUGUAGAAUGAAUUCCUGCGCUCUACCCUCGGAGCGGGCUCACCAGCUUCCAUCCUACGCACACUCUCCUCCAUCUCUGCGACUUCAUAGUCGUUUGGCUUCUCCACCAUACUCACCUCAGUCACCAGUUCGCCGAAAACCGGUGCCUCGCGGCCCCUCCUCUGUCGUUUCUCCCGUCGGCACACAAACUCCGGAUCAGUCACCGAGGCAACUAUACUCUGACAGCGAGUACUCUCUACCGCCGGACACAGAUCGCUCAAUAAAGCUUGGCAUAACCUCUCCUGCCCCCUUCGAUCUUCCCAUCUCAGACUCAGGAGAAUUUGUUGUUCGAGAUUUAGACAGAUACCCACACGGGGACUCUCCUAGUCUUGCACAGCGCUCGUGGGUUCUUUCUCCCAGUGGUGAAGUUGAUAUCCGGAUACAGCAGCCCUCACCUCGCCCCUAUCUUCCAUCUCCUCUAGUGCCCAAUUCUAGCCAUGCGAGAGUCCGGAGCGACUCUUCACUGAGCAGAUCGAAUACUCCAGAGCAAGCAUUUGAGCCGAACCGGCGAGCCAGCUCCAUAAUGGCGAGCUUGCCCCAUGCAGCACCGAACUUGGGCCUCCCAGAGGGUUCAUAUCGCACACACUCCCCUUCAACUUCAGACGUGACGGACGAGAUGAGUAAGCCAAGGUCACCGAAUGGCAGAUUCACCUCCUUUUUCCGAUGGGGGAGUACUUCGGAACAAGGAGGGUCAUCUUCCACCUCAGUUUCUGAUCGAGGGCCCUCUCCGGUACCUUCUCCGAAGACGGUCGUUGCACCUUCUACAUCACCAUCGAGCCGGUCGAUACCACCUGCAAUUGAUAUACCACUUGCAAAUGCCAGGUUACCUACCGGCUUACACUCAGAUUCGGGGGUCUCCCUGGCGCCUCCAACUCCCUCAUCCUACGAGGCUAUUGAGGAGGAGGUUCGUUUGGUUUCUGCGGAUCUGGCGGCGUCAAUCCGUAGGGAGAUGGACUUGGAGGAUCUUGUCGAGAGAUUGCAGGCGGAGGCCGCGGAAAGGAAUGGAGAGGGGAAACGGACAAGCGAUUAUUUCUCUGAUGCCGGAAGUUCGACAAGAUACCUGGACAUAGAGACAAAGGUUGAGGUAGAUGUUGAGAAGUUGACAAGAAAGGCGGAACAAGAGAAAUCUCAAGUCCAGGUAGAGCUUCUGGGGAAAAUACAAGAAGAGAGACAACGGCGAAAAGCCAUGGAAUCACGUGUUAGAGAUCUCGAGGAACAAGUUGCUAGGGUAAGAAUUGCACAGUUUCUAGCUACAGAUACUUCAGGACGGAUAAAGGAGUUGGAGGUUACUCUGGACGAAGCGAAGCGUCGGCUUGCAGACGAGCGGCAAAUGAAAGAAAACUAUGAAGACCUUUUAACGGCCUUGAGGGGGGAAUUGGAGGAACAUCGGAAUGAACGUGAUAAUCUCAGGGAUGAAAUUGUGCCUCAGCUCCGGGCCCGAAUGGAGGGAUUAGAGUCGGAGGCGUCGGAAUUGCAAAAGCUCAUGUAUGAACAUUCUCGGAUGCAGCAGGAGUUGCUCAAUCUCAAAAAUGAGAAUGCAUCAUUAGCUUCGACUGUCCGCAAUCAAACUCGACAAUCCCACCGAUUUUCUGUUCCUGCGUCAGGAUUUGCAACACCCACCUCAGCUGGUCCAGGUCUCCCCAUGAUAUUAAAUAUGAGAGAUAAAGAGACACUGGUGGAAAAGGUAAAAGAUAUUGAGGAACAGCGGGAUGCUCUGCACGCGGCUUUGAAGAGCUUACGCGAGAGACAAAAGUAUGAGAGCCGGAUGGCUAAGGAGAGGAUCAGAGUGUUGGAAGCGGAACGUGACAAGGCGCUCCAGCAGACAAAUAGGCGAUAUGGAAAGGACCGGGAAAUGAGGUCUCUUUGGAGGGAAAUGGAGCGAUUGCGCCAACGAGCUGACGACGCAUUGGAGCAAAAGUUUACGUGUGAACGGGGUCUUGGGACGUUAAAAAUGGACUUGGAAAAGGCCGAACAGGAGACAAGUUCGUUACGGGCUCUUCUCCAGGAACAUGAUGUGCUAGAAUCGCAACGCGCUAUCGAGAGGUUGCGGCAGAGCGUUGCGCAGGCGGAAGCGGAGAGAGAUACCGCACAGGUAGAAGCUGAGGCCUAUCGUAAGCGGUCGGAGUCCCUUGCGGGGUCAGAGAAGAAACACAUGGCAGAGGAGAGAAACCUUAGCAUGCAACUGAGGCUCUCCACAGAGCGCAUCGCAGAAUUGGUUGUGCAAGUGCACGCUCAGCUUGAGUCGAACAAUGCCCUGAGAGAUCGUUUGGCGGAUGCCAUUGGCCGCGGGGAGGAGGAGCAAAAGAUGUCGGCGAAGAGAAUAAACGAGCUCCAAGGAAGGCUGAAGGAGUUGGAGGAUAGGGUUCUGGAAGCACAGCAAGAGACAGAAGAUGCUGUCGCUAAACAUGAGCAGGAGAUCAACCAGCUGAAGGAGACACAUACUUCGCAACUGCGAAGAUUGAAAUCGUCAGCUCUGCGAUCGCCGUCCCAGUUCGGGCCCAGAUCCCCAUUGCUAUCUCCUCACCUCAAGUCGCCUAAACUAGAGUGGACAGGGAGCCGAAAGUCUGUUAGCUCGAUUCCUGACGAGGCGAAGGUCGAAUUCUUGGAGAAGCGUGUUCAGGAGCUCGAGGAGGCUCUAGUACAGGCAGACAAUGAAAUGGCCGAAGUUGUCAGCAAGAUGAACAUGGCGCAGAUUGAAGUCUUGGAGCUUCAGUGCGAGAGGUAACCUCGCGAUAUCUUGGGCUAAUAAUAUAGGAAUGAAGAGCUGAUAGUGAUAACAACAGAGACGAUGCCAUGCGCCAAACAAGACGACUACAAGCCGACAUUGCCGCUGAAAGAGUGAAAUACCUUGAAUCAAUGCAAUGAUUUCAGUACAUUCCUGCCUUCCCCCAAAGUUAACGCACGCUAUGUUCAUCAGGUUUAUGGGGCUUUAUCAUAGACUUUUUUUUCUUUGAUUUCAAAAGGCGCAAUUUUCAAUUUUGAUUUCAAUUCUGAGUAUCCACCAUUCCAUAUAUUCCCCCUCCGCCUUGUUCGAUUCCCUUUUUCUUCUUUCAUCUUUUCCUCUUUUCUGCCUUUUCGUUCUUGGGGGGUUUGAUAUUCGCUCGUAUUAGCAGGCACAGCAUAGCGCGGUUCAGGUCUUUCAUUCAUUCUCUCAAACCAUAGAGAAGUGCGUUUGGGUUAUUGGUUCUCUAUAUUUUUUUUCUUUUUUCUUCCUUUUGAUUUCGUUUACAGUCACUCCCUCACCAAAGUACCUGGCAAAGUUUGUUGCCAUACCAUACGCGCAUGCGUAGUGCUCUCUUUAAUAUUAUCUUGUUAAUUUCUAUCACACGGGGUGUCUUGACAAUACUUGUGUAUGUAAAACGUACCCUUCGAUACUUGAGCACCGGUGGGCUGGCCUAUUUGUUCAUUCUAUAAUGUGUAUAUUGUAUUAUACUUGUUUUUUUAUUACCUUUUGAUCUCUUUUAUCCUGUUUUCGGCUUGAGCUGUGCUUGUUGCGGGAGAUUCGAGUCUUUUUUUGUGGGGGGGGGGGUUUCUUUUGUAUUUUACUCCUUUUUAUAUAGUUUUCAUCGGAUGUAUCACUUAUAAAA
Molecule: messenger RNA, 4133 nt
Organism: Tuber melanosporum (Perigord truffle)
Lineage: Eukaryota; Fungi; Ascomycota; Pezizomycetes; Pezizales; Tuberaceae
Exons: 4
Coding region: 515-3271 (918 amino acids)
Source: RefSeq, a predicted model, not a curated record